AUGUCGGAGAACAGACAUGUCCUGAAUGGAACUAUAUGCUCUAUUGUCGCCUACAGAAAUGGGUAUUUUAAAUGUAAGCCAUUCUAAGGUACUGUACCAGAAGCUGCUUUUUAAGGCAGUCUGGCGAUGGCCUUGGCUACCAGUCUGGAGAUGGCCUUGGCUACCAGUCUGGAGAUGGCCCUGGCUACCAGUCUGGAGAUGGCCUUGGCUACCUGGAGAUGGCCUUGGCUACCAGUCUGGAGAUGGCCUUGGCUGGAGAUGGCCUGGCUACCAUCUGGAGGAUGGCCCUGGCUACCAGUCUGGAGAUGGCCUUGGCUACCAGUCUGGAGAUGGCCCUGGCUACCAGUCUGGAGAUGGCCCUGGCUACCAGUCUGGAGAUGGCCCUGGCUACCAGUCUGGAGAUGGCCCUUGGCUACCAUUCUGGAGAUGGCCUUGGCUACCAGUCUGGAGAUGGCCUUGCUACCGGAGAUGGCCUUGGCUACCGUCUGGAGAUGGCCUUGGCUACCAUUCUGGAGAUGGCCCUGGCUACCCAGUCUGGAGAUGGGCCUGGCUACCAUCUGGAGAUAUGGCCUUGUGGCUACCAGUCUGGAGAUGGCCUUGGCUACCAGUCUGGAGAUGGCCUGGCUACCAUCUGGAGAUGGCCUUGGCUACCAGUCUGGAGAUGGCCUUGGCUACCAGUCUGGAGAUGGCCUUGGCUACCAUCUGGAGAUGGCCUUGGGCUACCAUCUGGAGAUGGCCCUUGGCUACCAUUCUGGAGAUGGCCUUGGCUACCAUCUGGAGAUGGCCCUGGCUACCAGGCUGGAGAUGGCCCUGGCUACCAGUCUGGAGAUGGCCUGGCUACCAGUCUGGAGAUGGCUGGUACCUUGGAACUGGCCUGGCUACCGUCUGGAGAUGGCCUUGGCUACCAGUCUGGAGAUGGCCUUGGCUACCAGUCUGGAGAUGGCCUUGGCUACCAGUCUGGAGAUGGCCUUGGCUACCAGUCUGGAGAUGGCCCUGGCUACCAGUCUGGAGAUGGCCUUGGCUACCAGUCUGGAGAUGGCCUUGGCUACCGUCUGGAGAUGGCCUUGGCUACCAGUCUGGAGAUGGCCCUGGCUACCAGUCUGGAGAUGGCCUUGGCUACCAGUCUGGAGAUGGCCUUGGCUACCAGUCUGGAGAUGGCCUUGGCUACCAGUCUGGAGAUGGCCUUGGCUACCAGUCUGGAGAUGGCCCUGGCUACCAGUCUGGAGAUGGCCUUGGCUACCAGUCUGGAGAUGGCCCUGGCUACCAGUCUGGAGAUGGCCUUGGCUACCAGUCUGGAGAUGGCCUUGGCUACCAGUCUGGAGAUGGCCCUGGCUACCAGUCUGGAGAUGGCCUUGGCUACCCGUCUGGAGAUGGCCUUGGCUACCAGUCUGGAGAUGGCCUUGGCUACCAGUCUGGAGAUGGCCUUGGCUACCAGUUUGUUUCUGCAUUGUUUGUAUUGACAGGGAGUUGACAUGGUGGCACAAAAAGGUCUUCCUCCCAGGUGUACCUCCAUGCCUGUACAGCACAACAUGUUCAUAUGAGGUUGGCCUCGGUCUGAAGUUGUGCCUUUUUUUGUUCCGUGUGAGUCGUGUCUGUGUGCUUGAGUUGUGUUCUAGCCUGGUUACUAGCCUGGUGCACUUGUUUGUGUUAUCGCGUCAACUCUUUGUCAUAAUUACGAACAUGUUGACACGAUGGCACAAACAUAUGGGACCUUGGCUACAAUGAAGUAGGAAAUGCAGCCGUCUUUAUUUCAUCCUCCAAUACUGUACUGAAUUGCGAUAACUACUCUGCUGUCCCGAGGAGUAGGGUGACGUUGCCCCUGGAUGCUGAUCUUGGGGCCAGUUUUUGCAUUUCCCCCACUAAAUGUUAGGCUAGGAAUCUGAUCCUAGAUAUGUACCUAGGGGAAACUGCACCUCUGUUCAUGACUUUAUCAGUCUUUUUUUUUUUCUCUGCAGUUUUCCUUUCUAGAUCGUGGCCUCGUCUAUUAAGUUUUCAUUAUGGUAUGAAUGACGGCUUUAUUAAGACACAUUAAAAGAUGUUUGAUUUAUGGAUUUUACUAACAUGAAUUGCUGUUUUCUACCCACCGUCCAGCGAUACGAUGCCUAGCUUAAACCAGAACUAUGUAUUUAGUUAGGACGUGUAGGAUUCUGCCGUUACAUGACACUACAACAGUUUAUGGCAGCAAUGUUAACCUCCCCAUUUAACAUGGGACAUUUUUAAACGAUUCUACACUGAACGAAAAAUGAACGCAACAUGUUGGUUUCAUGAGCUGAAAUAAAAGUUCCCAGAAAGGUUCCAUGCGCACAAAAAGCUUAUUUCUCUCAAAUUUGGUGCACGAAUUUGUUUACAUCCCUGUUAGUGAGCAUUUCUCCUUUGCCAAGAUAAUCCAUCCACCUGAUAGUUGUGGCAUAUCAAGAAGCUGAUUUAAACAGCAUGAUCAUUACACAGGUGCACCUUGUGCUGGGGACAAUACAAGGCCACUCUUAAAAUGUGCAUUUUUUUUUAUCACACAACACAAUACCACAGAUGUGUCUAGUUUUGAGGGAGCAUGCUGACUGCAGGAAUGUCCACCAGAGCUACUGCCAGAGAAUUGAAUGUUGAUUUCUCUACCAUAAGCCGCCUCCAACGUCGUUUUUGAGGAUUUGGCAGUAGGUCCACGAGUAUGGUGUCAUGUGGGCGAGCGGUGGGGUUAUGGGAUGGGCAGGCAUAAGCUACGGACAACGAACACAUUUUAUCAAUGGCAAUUUGAAUGCACAGAAAUACCGUGACGAGAUCCUGAGGCCCAUUUUUUAUUAUUAUUAUACAUUUUUUUUUUUUGCUAUCUUGUGACCAACAGAUGCAUGUCUGUAUUCCCAGUCAUGUGAAAUCCACAGAUUAGGGCCUAAUGAAUUUAUUUUUGAUUUGACUGAUUUCCUCAUGAACUGUAACUCAAGUCAAAUCAAUAAAAUUGUUGCGUUUUAUAUUUUUGUUCAGUAUAUGUGACAACGUCUCCUUUUAGCAGCAAAAUGUUUUGGCUUUUUUUACUUUUUGAAUUCUUGUUCAGGUUGCGUACGGUGUAAAUAUGGGUUGAUCCCUUUUUGGAGAUCAUGUCCCAGCUCUUAGAAAUGCCAUUUUAGAUAAUAGAAAUAUGUUUGUUUUAGGACUUCUUGAUCAAGAAAUAUGUUUUAGCCUUUUUAUAACAAGCAUUGGUUGAUUUUUUUUUUUUUUUAAACGUUUCCUAAAUGCACAAACCAAUCGGGAAACCAGUUGUCGUUCUAUUCUCCCUGGAGCAUUCUGGAGGAAUGUUGAGUGAGGCUGCAAUUCAAUCAAAGCAGUCAUAAAUAUUCACUCCAUUUCUUUGUUUACAAACUACAGCCUGCACACACAAAAUGUAUUUUUCUGAAAGAUGCAUCCAGUUGUCUUUUUUUCUCUACCCAAAACCAGAUGAGGAUUUUAUUUCACCGUGGUGAAAACCGAGCUUCUGCAUAAGUACUAGCGUAGGAGGUAAAACCCGGGCUGAAUGUCAGGCUGUUCCGUUGACAUUUGAGAUGCAUCCUAGGCAUGUUGUCAUCAAGCCUUAUUCUUAGGAUAUCAUUCAUAGGAAAAUCCACUGAUGCCCACACAGAGAUGGGUUGUUCUUUGUCUGUUUGGGAAUCUGUUUUGUAUUUUGUGUGGAUUUAUGUUUAAAAAUUGAAAUGGAUUAAUAGUGUUAAUAAAUGUACCACACUUUAUAUAUUCAUUUCUUGAGUGGCCUGACCUCUGUGCUGUCUACUAUAUUAGGCGGAGAGGAAGAUGCGAAGCGAGUGUUAACUUGGCCCAAAAUCUGUCAUCUCUGGUAGGUGGUGUUUUCUCCACUCACCACACAAUGAGUUUUGUGUGGAGGUCAAUUAGUGUCGAAUCUGGUUAAGAACAAGUGGAAUGGCUUAUUUGCUACGUGGGUCUUAUAGAGCCCCACAGUGGAUGUGUCAUAAUACCCAUAAAACCUAGCGGUUAAACAGGGAAAUGGUUCCAAUCGUUUUUCCACCAUUUCAUUUUUCCCAUGGGGUUUUAGAACCACUUGAGGUCUGUGUUUCGUGUAGGCUUGCCCUGGCGUGACGUUUUGAUAACCAUGUAAAUCUCUCUCGGACAAGGUGACUUUUAUCAAUAUAUUACGCACUAUUUACUCUCCGAUUUGAAAAAUGCUAAUUAGCAUAAAAGUGAAUGACAUCACUCAAGACUACAAAUCCCUGCAAUCUCCUGCACAUCAUCUCUAGCAGACCGCUUUGCUAACAGGUAUUGUGUCAAUUUAAAACUUGCACAAGACAUUACACAGAAUUGUCAAUUUUAAAUAAAUGUAGCCAAUUUAUCCAUUACUAAAGUUAACAUUAGAUAGCUAAUCCAGAUGAUCUUACCUUUGCCUCGAUUCGGCUGUCUCGUCCAGAGCGUGGCAUUUGUUGGGGUUAAAUGCGGAAGGGGCUUAGCUGGGGGGGAAGUGUGGUAGAGUAAGGGGGUCAGGAGGACUGGGGGUUAGUUAGUGUAGGAUUAGUAUAGGAGGACAAGGGGGUUAGUUAGUGUAGGAUUAGUAUAGGAGGACAGGGGGUUAGUUAGUGUAGGAUUAGUAUAGGAGGACAACGGGGUUAGUUAGUGUAGGAUUAGUAUAGGAGGACAACGGGGUUAGUUAGUGUAGGAUUAGUAUAGGAGGACAGGGGGUUAGUUAGUGUAGGAUUAGUAUAGGAGGACAACGGGGUUAGUUAGUGUAGGAUUAGUAUAGGAGGACAACGGGGUUAGUUAGUGUAGAAUUAGUAUAGGAGGACAGGGGGUUAGUUAGUGUAGGAUUAGUAUAGGAGGACAACGGGGUUAGUUAGUGUAGGAUUAGUAUAGGAGGACAAGGGGGUUAGUUAGUGUAGGAUUAGUAUAGGAGGACAAGGGGUUAGUUAGUGUAGGAUUAGUAUAGGAGGACAGGGGGUUAGUUAGUGUAGGAUUAGUAUAGGAGGACAAGGGGUUAGUCAGUGUAGGAUUAGUAUAGGAGAACAAGGGGUUAGUCAGUGUAGGAUUAGUAUAGGAGGACAGGGGGUUAGUUAGUGUAGGAUUAGUAUAGGAGGACAAGGGGGUUAGUUAGUGUAGGAUUAGUAUAGGAGGACAAGUGGGUUAGUUAGUGUAGGAUUAGUAUAGGAGGACAGGGGGUUAGUUAGUGUAGGAUUAGUAUAGGAGGACAAGGGGGUUAGUUAGUGUAGGAUUAGUAUAGGAGGACAGGGGGUUAGUUCGUGUAGGAUUAGUAUAGGAGGACAAGGGGUUAGUCAGUGUAGGAUUAGUAUAGGAGGACAAGGGGGUUAGUUAGUGUAGGAUUAGUAUAGGAGGACAAGGGGGUUAGUUAGUGUAGGAUUAGUAUAGGAGGACAAGGGGUUAGUUAGUGUAGGAUUAGUAUAGGAGGACAGGGGGUUAGUUAGUGUAGGAUUAGUAUAGGAGGACAAGGGGUUAGUUAGUGUAGGAUUAGUAUAGGAGGACUGGGGGUUAGUUAGUGUAGGAUUAGUAUAGGAGGACAACGGGGUUAGUUAGUGUAGGAUUAGUAUAGGAGGACAAGGGGGUUAGUUAGUGUAGGAUUAGUAUAGGAGGACAAGGGGUUAGUUAGUGUAGGAUUAGUAUAGGAGGACAUUAUUUAGUAUUUCUUUAGGAUCCCCAGUAGUUGUUGCCAAGGCAGCAGCUACUCUUCCUUGGGUCCCAACAGGAAGAGAUGCUCUUCCACCUCCACCCUCCUCGUCUCCUGGGUGCAGAUCUAGGAUCAGCUUCCCCUCCUCCAAUCCUAACCUUUAAGAAGGGUGGGGGAUAGUAGCCUCACUAGCCUAUAGGGUAGAUUAAGGAUUUACUCUUUACAGUGAGAAAUGGGUUGUGGAUAUAUAGAGGCUAUUUCCCAAAUCUCUCCUUCCUCCCAAAGUGUGCACUUGUUCACUCCCACUUCACUGAUUUUUUGGAAGGAAAUGAUGACUGGCAGGGCUGGCCCUAGGCGUAAGUGACACAAGCUACUGCUUAGGGCCCCGCGGACAGUUUUGGGAACUCAGUCGGGGUCUCAACAUACCGUUGAGAGUUAGAAUACUAGAAUGCACAAGGUGCAAUUUCGACAUUUGGUUAUGCUUUAGCAGUUUUUUUUCUUUUCUUGUUACAGUGGGGAGAACAAGUAUUUGAUACACUGCCGAUUUUUGCAGGUUUUCCUACUUACGAAGCAUGUAGAGGUCUGUCAUUUUUAUCAUAGGUGCACUUCAACUGUGAGAGACGGAAUCUAAAACAAAAAUCCAGAAAAUCACAUUGUAUGAUUUUUAAGUAAUUCAUUUGCAUUUUAUUGCAUGACAUAAUUAUUUGAUCACCUACCAACCAGUAAGAAUUCCAGCUCUCACAGACCUGUUAGUUUUUCUUUAAGAAGCCCUCCUGUUCUCCACUCAUUCCCUGUAUUAACUGCACCUGUUUGAACUCGUUACCUGUAUAAAAGACACCUGUCCACACACUCAAUCAAACAGACUCCAACCUCUCCACAAUGGCCAAGACCAGAGAGCUGUGUAAGGACAUCAGGGAUAAAAUUGUAGACCUGCACAAGGCUGGGAUGGGCUACAGGACAAUAGGCAAGCAGCUUGGUGAGAAGGCAACAACUGUUGGCACAAUUAUUAGAAAAUGGAAGAAGUUCAAGAUGACGGUCAAUCACCCUCGGUCUGGGGCUCCAUGCAAGAUCUCACCUCGUGGGGCAUCAACAAUCAUGAGGAAGGUGAGGGAUCAGCCCAGAACUACACGGCAGGACCUGGUCAAUGACCUGAAGAGAGCUGGGACCACAGUCUCAAAGAAAACAAUUAGUAACACACUAUGCCGUCAUGGAUUAAAAUCCUGCAGCGCACGCAAGGUCCCCCUGCUCAAGCCAGCGCAUGUCCAGGCCUGUCUGAAGUUUGCCAAUGAACAUCUGGAUGAUCCAGAGGAGGAAUGGGAGAAGGUCAUGUGGUCUGAUGAGACAAAAAUAGAGCUUUUUGGUGUAAACUCCACUCGCCGUGUUUGGAGGAAGAAGAAGGAUGAGUACAACCCCAAGAACACCAUCCCAACCGUGAAGCAUGGAGGUGGAAACAUCAUUCUUUGGGGAUGCUUUUCUGCAAAGGGGACAGGACGACUGCACCGUAUUGAGGGGAGGAUGGAAGGGGCCAUGUAUCGCGAGAUCUUGGCCAACAACCUCCUUCCCUCAGUAAGAGCAUUGAAGAUGGGUCGUGGCUGGGUCUUCCAGCAUGACAACGACCCGAAACACACAGCCAGGGCAACUAAGGAGUGGCUCCGUAAGAAGCAUCUCAAGGUCCUGGAGUGGCCUAGCCAGUCUCCAGACCUGAACCCAAUAGAAAAUCUUUGGAGGGAGCUGAAAGUCCAUAUUGCCCAGCGACAGCCCCGAAACCUGAAGGAUCUGGAGAUGGUCUGUAUGGAGGAGUGGGCCAGAAUCCCUGCUGCAGUGUGUGCAAACCUGGUCAAGACCUACAGGAAACGUAUGAUCUCUGUAAUUGCAAACAAAUGUUUCUGUACCAAAUGUUAAGUUCUGCUUUUCUGAUGUAUCAAAUACUUAUGUCAUGCAAUAAAAUGCAAAUUAAUUACUUAAAAAUCAUACAAUGUGAUUUUCUGGAUUUUUGUUUUAGAUUCCGUCUCUCACAGUUUAAGUGUACCUAUGAUAAAAAUUACAGACCUCUACAUGCUUUGUAAGUAGGAAAACCUGCAAAAUCGGCAGUGUAUCAAAUACUUAUUCUCCCCACUGUAUGUCAAUCACUGACAGUCACUCAAUAAGCCCAUGUCAGCUAACAUAUAUAUUUUAUGUUAGUCUAGCCAGCUAUCUAAACUUGUGGUAGUCAUGGUCAAAUUACCGAAACAGGCCCAGGGGCCCUGACCUCCAGGGGCCCCCAAUGAUUUUGUUAAUCACUCUCACUCAGAUAUCACAUUAACAUGGCAUAAGUCACGGCAGUGUAGAACUGCAGGAAAUUCACUUAAAACUGCAAAAAUAGGUCUGGUCCUGAUGACUGGUAUAAAACUCCCACUAGCGCAUGCUUCAACCCAUCCAAUGCUUUUAACAUGGGAAGUAGUGGGGCGAGUGCACACUUCAUGAGAAGUUAGGGCAGGAGGGGGGACAGGGAAAUAGAGUUUAGGAUACAAGGCCCCUCUUUGUGCAGGUCUGGCCAAGGCAUCUGGUAGUGAUCAAAAUGGCUGCCUCGAGAGAAUACGGUCGAACUCCUACACAGUACUCAGGUCAGAACAACACACUGCUUUACAGAGGAGGACAGUGAUGCUCCAUUAGGUUAGGUGUUAUAGCGCAGGGUUGGGCCCUACUGUUACGGACAGGAGGUAUAUUCUACUGCACUACUUGGUCAUGUGAAUGCUACUACAUGGGUUCGAUUCCCACGGGGGGGGCCAGUAUGAAAAAUAAAUACAAAUAAUAAUGUAUGCACUCGCUCUUAGGGGUGUAACGAUCCAUCUACUACAUCGAUGUAUCGAUUUAUAUUCCUAUGAUCCAACUACAUCGAUCUGUGCUCGGCGAGUUGGCCUUUUGGACAACAUAUAUCAAUCUAACAUCGUUUUAAAAUGUAAUAAAUCGAUUGUAUCGAUACUAGGAAAUAACCCAUUGGAUUUAAGCACGUCAGACUUUAUAUGGAUGUUUUUUCUUAGCACUUUUAAUGAUAAAGGCUUUAAACAUUACUCGAUUCAGUCUGCCUAUCCGUGACGUCAUCGCCCCGCGCCAGCAGUAGCGCAAAGGCGCAAAGACAACAAAACAUAGCAUGGCGGACGACAGAGGAGAAGCCGACGAGCGAGAAAUUAUCAAGCCACCAUUGCGGUCCUUACAAGAAACAGGAAUCUAGGAAACUUCACCUGCACUGUCCAGUAUCCAGGUAUUUAUUUCAGUCACACUGGUUUAAUUUUUGGCUAAAAGGUUACUGAAUCGAUUUCAAGUCACUGAAUCGUUUCGGAUCGUAUCGUUCUAAAUGAACCAAUAUCGUCCUUGAAUCGUAUCGACAACCACGAAUCGUGAUACAAAUCGAAUCGUUGUUAAAACGAAUCGUUACACCCCUACUCGCUCUGGAUAAGAGCGUCUGCUAAAUGACUAAAAUGUAAUGUCAUGUACAUGCUAACUAACCCUGCCCCUUAUGAGUGGGACCCAGAGUUAUCCUUGUCCAUGAAGGGCCCAGAGUUAUCCCCAUCCAUGAAGGGCCCAGAGUUAUCCCCAUCCAUGAAGGGCCCAGAGUUAUCCCCGUCCAUGAAGGACCCAGAGUUAUCCCCGUCCAUGAAGGGCCCAGAGUUAUCCCUGUCCAUGAAGGGCCCAGAGUUAUCCCUGUCCAUGAAUGACCCAGAGUUAUCCCUGUCCAUGAAGGACCCAGAGUUAUCCCUUUUCAUGAAUGACACAAAGUUAUCCCUGUCCAUGUAGGAUCCAGAGUUAUCCCUGUCCAUGAAGUACCCAGAGUUAUCCCUGUCCAUGAAGGGCCCAGAGUGUUUACUGGUCAGAUCAGGUGGUCAAGUUGCCGCCAGUCGACAGACAGCAGUCUGAUGGCGUCACCUUAUAAUGUCAUAUUAAACCUAGACACUAGGGGGCAGUCUGCUCUCACAGAAGGUUGUGGAGAAGAAACAUCAGAAGCGAUUCCUAAGCAACCAACAGUGUUUUGUCCUCUCGUUUUACCCUUGAAUUGAAUUGGCAGCCAACCUGAACUACAUGAUGUCUUGGUUUUACAGUCUGUUACAAUGCAAUACAGCAACAAUAUCAUCUGAACCAACAGGAGUACUAUGCCCUUUCCAUGGUUUUAUACAAUCAUUCAAGACCAUCAGACAAAAGUCUGGGCUCAUUGCUCAGGCCAGUGAUGUAUAUAUUAAACACGUGGAUAUAUAUGUGUAUGGCUCAUGCUCAUACCACUUGUAGAAAUGAACAAACUAUUCCAUGGGUCGACACAUAGUGAAAGUCUAUCUAUGAAUGGAUUUGGGAUAUUUCUACCCUUUUAUUUGUUUGUGAAUAAUUUGCUUUCACCAUCAAGUACCACGUGUGUCUGUAUGUGUGUCUUUGUGUGUGUGUGUGUGUGUCUUUGUGUGUAUGUGUGUGUGUGUGUGUUUGUCUGUGUGUGUGUGUGUGUGUGUGUCUUUGUGUGUAUGUGUGUGUGUGUGUUUGUGUGUGUGUCUUUGUGUGUGUGUAUGUGUGUGUGUGUGCAUUAACACCUGACCUCUUCUUGUACCUAUCUCCCUCUCUCUCCAUACAUCCCUCCCUCUCUCUGCCUCCCUCCACCCCUCCCUCCCUCCCUCCACCCCUCUGUCCCUCCUGCUCUCUUUGUCUGUGUGAUAGCAGCCUGAAGCACCCAGCAGUCUACAACUCGAUGAUGUAAUCCAGUAGGUCUAUACUGCAGUCCCGUAGGUGGCCAUAGAUGGCAGUGUUGUCCCCCUGAAUCCCCUUCAGACGAACCCUAACCCAGUUCCCUACUUUCCCUGGCUCACACACAGACACUAAGUUCAUAGAAAGUCACUGUUGUUAUCUAUCUUUGUUGUUCUUCUUUGUUUCGUUUGUUUGUUUGUUCUGUUAUUUUGACAGACAGGCUUAUUUGCAUUUAUACAACGGGUGGGUCUAAUCCUGAAUGCUGAUUGGUUAAAACCACAUCUAGACAUUGUCUUAUUUGCAUAUGAAAACCACAGGAGUGAAUAUAGAAUCAGAUCAGAACACAGCAUCUCUUCCUACCUCAGCAUGGGUAUAAGAUCAAUCAAAUGUCAUUUCUAUAGACAACACAGGAUCCAUCAAUACCUUAUCUUCUCAUCUUUAGGUCCAAGAUACAUGAUCUGAUCGUCAUCUCAAACAGAUUGUCCUCGGUUCAGCUGCAGCGUGUGUCUGUUGUAUGAGCGCGUGUACUGUAUGUGGAAGGUCGGCGGAAGUAUAUCUAAAGUCUGAUGGAUCGCACUCCUAUCUCGCGAUGUGUGUGUAUCUGGCUGUGUGUGUGUGUGUGUGUGUGUGUGUGUGUGUGUGUGUGUGUGUGUGUGUGUGUGUGUUCACUGUUUCAUUCACAAAAAAAAAAAAAAAUGUUCUAGAGUGUCACUGGCUGAGGUUGAGCUACGCUACACGACGCCGUGCUCUCCGCGGCCUAUUGGAAGAGAGCAGUAGUGCUCUUCUCUCUCUCUCUCUCUCUCUCUCUCUCUCUCGCUCUCUCUCUCUCUGUCUCUCUCUCUCUCUCUGUCUCUCUCUCUCUCUCUCUCUCUCUCUUGUCUCUCUCUCUCUCUCAUUCUCUCUCUCUCUCUCUCUCCUCUCUCUCUCUCUCUCUCUCUCUUCUCUCUCUCUUCUCUAUCUCAAUUCAAUACAAUUCAAUUCAAUUUAAAGGCUUUAUUGUCAUGGUAAACAUAUGGUAAGAUUGCCAAAGCAAGUGAAGUAGAUAGUAAACAAAAGUGAAAUAAACAAUAAAUAUUAACAGUAAACAUUACACUCAGAAGUUUCAAAAGAAUAAAGACAUUUCAAAUGUCAUAUUAUGUAUAUAUACAGUGUUGUAACAAUGUACAAAUAGUUAAAGUACAAAUGGGAAAAUAAAUAAACAUAAAUAUGGGUUGUAUUUACAAUGGUGUUUGUUCUUCACUGGUUGCCCUUUUCUUGUGGCAACAGGUCACAAAUCUUGCAGCUGUGAUGGCACACUGUGGUUUUUCACCCAGUAGAUAAGGGAGUUGUUUGUUUUCGAAUUCUUUGUGGCUAAUAUGGUCAUACAUUUGGCAGGAGGUUAGGAAGUGCAGCUCAGUUUCCACCUCAUUUUGUGGGCAGUGUGCACAUAGCCUGUCUUCUCUUGAGAGCCAGGUCUGCCUACGGCGGCCUUUCUCAAUAGCAAGGCUAUGCUCACUGAGUCUGUACAUAGUCAAAGCUUUCCUUAAGUUUGGGUCAGUCACAGUGGUCAGGUAUUCUGCCACUGUGUACUCUCUGUUUAGGGCCAAAUAGCAUUCUAGUUUGCUCUGUUUUUCUUUUCUUUUUUUCCAAUGUGUCAAGUAAUUCUCUUUUUGUUUUCUCAUGAUUUGGUUGGGUCUAAUUGUGUUGCUGUUGUUGUUGUCCUGGGGCUCUGUGGGGUCUGUUUGUGUUUGUGAACAGAGCCCCAGGACCAGCUUACUUAGGGGACUCUUCUCCAAGUUCAUCUCUCUGUAGGUGAUGGCCUUGUUAUGGAAGGUUUGGGAAUCGCUUCCUUUUAAGUGGUUAUAGAAUUUAACGGCUCUUUUCUGGAUUUUGAUAAUUAGCGGGUAUUGUCCUAAUUCUGCUCUGCAUGCAUUAUUUGGUGUUGUACGUUGUACAUGGAGGAUGUUUUUGCAGAAUUCUGCAUGCAGUCUCAAUUUGGUGUUUGUCCCAUUUUGUGAAUUCUUGGUUGGUGAGCGGACCCCAGACCUCACAACCAUAAAGGGCAAUGGGUUCUAUAACUGAUUCAAGUAUUUUUAGCCAGAUCCUAAUUGGUAUGUCAAAUUUUAUGUUCCUUUUGAUGGCAUAGAAGGCCCUUCUUGCCUUGUCUCUCAGAUCGUUCACAGCUUUGUGGAAGUUACCUGUGGCGCUGAUGUUUAGGCCGAGGUAUGUAUAGUUUUUUGUGUGCUCUAGGGCAACGGUGUCUAGAUGGAAUUUGUAUUUGUGGUCCUGGCAACUGGACCUUUUUUGGAACACCAUUAUUUUUGUCUUACUGAGAUUUACUGUCAGGGCCCAGGUCUGACAGAAUCUGUGCAGAAGAUCUAGGUGCUGCUGUAGGCCCUCCUCUGUUGGUGACAGAAGCACCAGAUCAUCAGCAAACAGAAGACAUUUGACUUCAGAUUCUAGUAGGGUGAGGCCGGGUGCUGCAGACUGUUCUAGUGCCCUCGCCAAUUCGUUGAUAUAUAUGUUGAAGAGGGUGGGGCUUAAACUGCAUCCCUGUCUCACCCCACGGCCCUGUGGAAAGAAAUGUGUGUGUUUUUUGCCAAUUUUAACCGCACACUUGUUGUUUGUGUACAUGGAUUUUAUAAUGUUGUAUGUUUUUCCCCCAACCCCACUUUCCAUCAAUUUGUAUAGCAGACCCUCAUGCCAAAUUGAGUCAAAAGCUUUUUUGAAAUCAACAAAGCAUGAGAAGACUUUGCCUUUGUUUUGGUUUGUUUGUUUGUUAAUUAGGGUGUGCAGGGUGAAUACGUUGUCUGUCGUACGGUAAUUUGGUAAAAAGCCAAUUUGACAUUUGCUCAGUACAUUGUUUUCACUGAGGAAAUGAACUAGUCUGCUGUUAAUGAUAAUGCAGAGGAUUUUCCCAAGGUUGCUGUUGACGCAUAUCCCACGGUAGUUAUUGGGGUCAAAUUUGUCUCCACUUUUGGGGAUUGGGGUGAUUAGUCCUUGGUUCCAAAUAUUGGGGAAGAUGCCAGAGCUAAGGAUGAUGUUGAAUAGUUUAAGUAUAGCUAAUUGAAAUUUGUGGUCUGUAUAUUUUAUCAUUUCAUUGAGGAUACCAUUAACACCACAGGACUUUUUGGGUUGGAGGGUUUGUAUUUUGUCCUGUAGUUCACUCAAUGUAAUUGGAGAAUCCAGUGGGUUCUGGUAGUCCUUAAUAGUUGAUUCUAAGAUUUGCAUUUGAUCAUGUAUAUUUUUUUGCUGUUUGUUCUCUGUUAUAGGGCCAAAAAGAUUGGAGAAGUUGUUUACCCAUACAUCUCCGUUUUGGAUAGAUAGCUCUUCGUGUUGUUGUUUGUUUAGUGUUUUCCAAUUUUCCCGGAAGUGGUUAGAGUCUAUGGAUUCUUCAAUUACAUUGAGCUGAUUUCUGACAUGCUGUUCCUUCUUUUUCCGUAGUGCAUUUCUGUAUUGUUUUAGUGAUUCACCAUAGUGAAGGCGUAGGCUCAGGUUUUCUGGGUCUCUAUGUUUUUGGUUGGAUAGGUUUCUCAAUUUCUUUCUUAGGUUUUUGCAUUCUUCAUCAAACCAUUUAUCACUGUUAUUACUUUUCUUUGGUUUUCUGUUAGAGAUUUUUAGAUUUGAUAGGGAAGCUGAGAGGUCAAAUAUACUGUUUAGGUUUUCUACUGCCAAGUUUACACCUUCACUAUUACAGUGGAACGUUUUGUCCAGGAAGUUGUCUAGAAUGGAUUUAAUUUGUUGUUUCCUAAUUGUUUUUUGGUAGGUUUCAACACUACUUUCCUUCCAUCUAUAGCAUUUCUUAAUAUUCUCUUUAUCCUCUCCUCUCUCUCUCUCUCUCUCUCUCUCUCUCUCUCUCUCUCUCUCUCUCUCUCUCUCUCUCUCUCUCUCUCUUUCCCUCUCUCUCCACUCGCUAUCUCUCUUUCUCUCUACUCUCUAUCUCACUCUCUGACUGCAGUAGUACAACUCUGCAGAGAACAGUGUUCCGUUUAGAGUACAGCGAACAGCACUCUCAAUUGUGUCGAGUUUUCUGGGGCACCAGACCCUUUAAAAAAGAGUACAAAAAUCGAGUAUUUUAGGGGAGAAGGGGACCGGGAAAGAAGGGAAAGGGGGGAAGGGGGGAACACCCACCACCAGGCAGCAACACCCCAGGACCAAACACCCCAAAACCAAAAACCAAACAGGCACCACCAACCAAGGGCAUCCAGCCAGCCAGCCAAGCCAUCCACCCAACCAGCCAGGAAGCAGGCAUCACACCAUCAGCAGUCACAACCACCAAAGGCAGGCAGCCAGCCAGCCAGCCAGCCAGCAGCCAGCCAGCCAGCCAGCCAGCCAGCAGCCCAGCCAGGCAGGCAGGCAGCCAGCCAGCCAGCCAACCAGCCAGCAGCCAGCCAGCCAGCCAGCCAGCCAGCAGCAGCCAGCCAGCAAGCCAGCCAGCCAGCCAGCCAGAAUCCAGCCAGCACAGCCAAGCCAGCCAGCCGCCAGCCAUGCAGGAAGACAGCCAGCCAGCCAGCAGCCACCAGCCAGCCAUCACAUAG
Molecule: messenger RNA, 14823 nt
Organism: Coregonus sp. 'balchen'
Lineage: Eukaryota; Metazoa; Chordata; Actinopteri; Salmoniformes; Salmonidae
Source: the annotation of a GenBank genome assembly